AUGCCCAACGUCAAGCAAAUAAUAGAUGGCCACAACAAAGCCAUCCUGAAGACAGCAGAAACAGCUCAGCCACAGAAAAACGAAGGGAACACGCGUAGCUGUAGGAAAAAAGAAGACUGCCCGCUAAACGGAGAAUGCCUGGUGAGUGAAGUCGUGUACCAAGCCACGGUCACAACCGGAGACAAAAAAGAGACAUACAUCGGUCUCACAGCUACUCAGUUCAAGGCAAGAUACAGAAACCACCUGAUGUCAUUUAGACAUGAAAAGAGAAGGAAUGAGACUGAGCUGAGGAAGCACCUGUGGCAGCUAAAGGAGGCAAAUAAGGAAUUCGAUAUCACGUGGAAAAUACUCGCCAAAGGAAAAUCUUACACCAACCUUACAAAACGUUGCAAUCUAUGUACAACAGAGAAGUUCUUUUUAAUCUGUAGGCCUCACUUGGCAACGCUGAACAAGCGCAACGAACUUGUCUGUACAUGCAGACAUCGACGCAAGUUUAUCCUAAGGUACAAUCGAACAUGUGGAAGCCAGAGAUUGUAG
Porites evermanni is the source of this 537-nucleotide messenger RNA. Lineage: Eukaryota; Metazoa; Cnidaria; Anthozoa; Scleractinia; Poritidae. The record is from the annotation of a GenBank genome assembly.